GAGUCAUGAAAAAUAUCGGCAACAGUUUGAUUUUUGACAGCGACGGUCUCAGAAUUAUAAACGAACAACUAAAGCUGAAUGCUUUAACCAAUUAUGGUUCAGAACGGCUACUCUAAUGGCAAUAACAUGGCUAACAAGGCUCAAAGUUCUACAGAUAUUAAGCCCAUUUAUGCGCUCGAUCAUUUGGGUACGUUUAAACUAAAAACUGAUGCUGAGGUACGAAGGCCCAAGGAUAAACUCAAAACUCUAAUGGAGUUGGACAAGGUGGGAGGCGUAUGGCCCAUGAAGAUGUACAUGUGCUUCAAUGGCCAAUGGUUGGUGAUGUUAGAUAGCAAUAUGAAAGAAAUUGAAAAUUUCCCUGGUUCCCUGAUCGCAGAGCCCACUGCUUUCAUUAGUGAAGAUCCCAUGGAGGCCUAUAAUAACUUAUUGAUAUUUUCGGUACCUGGCAUUACCUUGGGCAAUACGGAAAUGCAUAUUUUCCAGGUUACCGAUGUGUCUGCUGUUCACUUGGUAGAGGAUUUGAAAUUAUUGACCCUAGGAAAAUCGGUUACAGUCGAUCGCAAUAAAUCUCCCAUAGUUUUACCCAAACAUAUGCAUACCAGCAAAGAUCAAUAUGGUCUGGCUGAGGCUGCUGCCGAAGCGGCCGCCGAAAAAACUGCCCAAGAUCAAGAGCAAACAGCCAAAGAUAUACAAGUCUUGAACCACUGUUUCGAAGAUAUUGAACGUUUUGUCAUACGCCUACAGUUUGCCGCCGAGGCAUUGCGUGAGCUGGAAGUGCGAAAACACGAGCACAGCACGCAUGGCGAAGGCUUGCUGCUGAAUCGUUCUCGCCCACCAACCGAAAGUGAAUUUCGCGAUAUUUUUGCCAAACACAAGUUGGCCUUCAAUUAUGUGGCCAAAUUGCAAAGCCAUUUUCAAGAUUCUGCUGAGCCCAUACACAAUUCAUUUGUAUCCUUACAAGCCAUCACUGGAGUAUGCAAUGAUGUCUAUGUUGGAGCCAAUGUGGCGGAAAAUGUUGUUGAUCCUCUGUUGAGAAUAGAUACGAUAUCCUUUUUAAAGUCAUGCCUUAAUGAAGAGGAGACUGCAUUUUGGCAAUCCCUGGGCACCAAUUGGACACUGGCCAAGGAACAUUUCAAGGAUCACAAAGAUGCAUAUCAUCCAACUUUCUAUGAUGAAUGGUCCCCGGAUUGGGAGGUAGAUGAAAAGGUGGCCUUUAUACCUCCACCCACUGCACCUAAAAAAGCCCAGCAACCUCCACAAUCUCCGAAUCCCGAAUACAAUAAUACAUGGUUGGCCCGUCUCCAAACGAGAAAUGUAAAAAUUGCCGAAGUCCAGUACAACAAGGUGGCCAAUAAUGAUAGAGAAUUGAGUGUUACCAAAGGAGAAUAUCUAGAGAUCAUUGAUGAUUCACGCAACUGGUGGAAGGCUCGCAAUUCUGCCGGCAAUAUUGGCUAUGUUCCCCAUACCUUGUUGUCUGCCACCAAUUUCGAAGUAAAUUCCAAUUAUUCAGGCAGAGAUAACGAUUCUUUAGCUUCAAUACCAGAUAUUGGUAAUCAAGAGACCCAACUGCAAAGGAAUGCGAAUAAUCGCAAAACUCUAACCACCUUCAUACCACCAACUGAAGAACAAUUGGCAGCACAAUUGGCCCUAAGAAAUGCAAACAGAUCAUCAAUGCCCAGAUCAGUUAGUAUGCCUAAUGUACCGGCGCCACCACCAUUGCCACCACAAAGCGAGCCAGUAACACCAUCAGGCACAAUAAAACGUAAUAUGGCUCUUAAUGGCAAUAUAGCGGCAAUGCGGGCUCGUACCGAACUUAAUGAUGAUGAUGAUGAAGCCCUCAUGCUACAAUACAAUGUUAAUGAUGAAUUGAAAUUUACCCUAAUGCAAAGGGAAAAACGUCGCGAUUUGGAAAUUCUAAAAACACCUCAAAUAUAUAUCAACCAAAGAUCGGAGCCCAAAGAAGUUGGUGAAUGGUUGCGUGCCAAGGGAUUCUCCGAUGACAUUGUCAAGAAGUUGCGUGGCCUCAAUGGAGAAGAACUUUUCGCCUUAUCGCCUCAUAUAAUCGAGGGUUAUUUUGGCCAAAGAGAAAGUCGACGCCUAAUAUCACAGAUUGUUUUGCAGAAAAAUAUUUGCGAAUUUAAAACAGUUCGUUCCUCGGAAUUAAAUGCAAAAUUGGCCAGAGCCCGUCAAAAGAUUGAAAGCCAAAAUUUGGAUCCCAAUGAAGUAUUUUGAUCAUAAAAUUUUUUUGUUCUGUACAUAUACAAGUGUGUGUGUGUUAUAUUUGGGUUAUUUAUAUAAAAAUGCAAAUUGUUUAUUUUGAAUUAAUUUAUGAACCAAAAAAAAAAUAUUUAAUGCCUA
Messenger RNA from Stomoxys calcitrans (stable fly), 2358 nucleotides. RefSeq names its product epidermal growth factor receptor kinase substrate 8. Gene Ontology annotation, cellular component: plasma membrane. Gene Ontology annotation, molecular function: actin binding. Gene Ontology annotation, biological process: regulation of Rho protein signal transduction; Rho protein signal transduction. The coding region runs from base 94 to 2232 and encodes 712 amino acids. The record is from RefSeq and is a predicted model, not a curated record. The transcript has 7 exons. Lineage: Eukaryota; Metazoa; Arthropoda; Insecta; Diptera; Muscidae.